GUCGAGCCGAUCGGACGUAGCUGUAGUUUAUUCGCCAUGUCUUUGGCGCAUUUGGUUGGAUCAAUCAGUUUGUGGACCGCUGUACCGUCGGUAGUACUCACGUCACUGGUUUUGAGUAUCUUUGAAAGAAGCAAUCCGGAAGGACGUGUCAGUGACACUAACGAAAUCAAAAUCGAAUAUGAUUUCAUCGUCAUUGGAGCGGGAUCGUCUGGAGCUGUUGUGGCUAACCGGCUCACUGAGGUAGCUGACUGGAAAGUGCUACUAUUAGAAGCUGGAGGAGAUGAAACAAUCGUAUCGGAUAUUCCAGCAACGGCCUUCUAUCUCCAGCGUACCAACAUCGACUGGCAAUACAGAACAGUGACCCAAACUGGCUCGUGCCUUGCUUUCAACGACAACAAGUGCAACUGGCCGCGAGGUAAAAUCCUCGGUGGCUCGUCCGUCCUCAAUUACAUGUUGUACGUCAGAGGGAAUAAAAAGGAUUACGACGAUUGGGAAGACAUGGGGAACACUGGAUGGUCUUUCGCUGAUGUCCUGCCUUAUUUUAUCAAAUCGGAAGACAAUCGAAAUCCGUACUUGGCAGCCAACACGGAAUAUCACGGGACGGGAGGGUACCUGACUGUUCAAGAACCGCCGUUUAGCACACCACUUAUUGGGGCCUUCAUACAAGGUGGCCUAGAGCUGGGCUAUGAGCAUGUCGAUUGCAACGCAGCUCAGCAAACAGGAUUUAUGAAGGCUCAAGGAACUAUCCGCAGAGGAUCACGAUGUUCAACGGCCAAAGCCUUCCUGCGGCCUAUACGUGACCGUCCCAAUUUGCACAUCUCGAUGAAUUCACUCGUCCACAAGAUCGUUAUUGAUCCGGAAACUAAACAAGCCACAGCUGUCCGUUUUGAGAAAGACGGACAAAUCUAUGUAGUUGAAGCUAAAAAAGAAAUCAUCCUGUCAGCGGGAGCAGUCAACACUCCUCAAUUAUUGAUGUUGAGCGGAGUAGGUCCUGCCGAUCACUUACAAUCGUUUAAUAUUCCAGUGAUUGCGGAUCUUCCAGUAGGUGACAAUCUUCAGGACCACAUUUCGUUGGGUGGCAUGGUGUUUACCUUCGAUCACCCUUACAGCGUAAUGGACGCGCGAUAUUUUAACAUCCCGUCGAUUUUGAAUUGGACUAUCAAUGGAGUUGGCCCGUUGACCACAUUGGGUGGGGUCGAAGGUUUGGCUUGGGUCAACACAAAAUACGCGACGGGAAAAGAUUGGCCCGACAUUCAAUUUAUGUUUGUGGCUGGAACGCCGACUUCCGAUUUCGGUUCCAUAGUGAAAGCCAAUAACGGCGUCAGAGACGAAGUCUGGGACGCGUACUACAAACCCAUAGAAGGAAGAGACACAUGGCAAAUCAUUCCGAAAUUACUUCGUCCGGAAUCAACAGGAACCAUCCGGCUGGCAUCAGCUGAUCCUCACACCGCCCCGUUAAUCGAUCCGAAAUAUUUCGAAAGGGAACAGGACCUCAAAGUGCUCAUCGAGGGAACGAAGAUCGCCUUGGCUCUGGGUAAAACGCAAGCGUUUCAACAAAUCGGGACUAAAUUUUACGACGCCAUUUUCCCCGGAUGCGAGGCGUUCACUCCGUUCACGGAUGACUACUGGGGCUGCUUCAUCCGUCAUUAUUCGUCCACCAUUUAUCACGCGUCUGGUACCUGUAAAAUGGGCCCGGCGUCCGAUAAGACGGCCGUUGUCGAUCCCACGUUGAAAGUUUAUGGAAUUAAAGGACUUCGUGUUAUCGAUUGCUCCAUCAUGCCUAAAAUCGUAUCAGGCAACACUAAUGCUCCAGCGAUUAUGAUUGGGGAGAAAGGUUCAGAUUUAAUUAAAGCAGACUGGCCGCUGAGCAAACGAGAGAACGCAACAGAUUCUCAGUUUGAACAGGCGGUGCCUCUUCACGUCGAUGAGUUAAACAUUGGCGAGAACUUCGUUAGCAGUUGA
Messenger RNA from Daphnia carinata, 1962 nucleotides. Its product is annotated as glucose dehydrogenase [FAD, quinone]-like. The coding region runs from base 37 to 1962 and encodes 641 amino acids. The transcript has 6 exons. Gene Ontology annotation, molecular function: oxidoreductase activity, acting on CH-OH group of donors; flavin adenine dinucleotide binding. NCBI's taxonomy places the organism in Eukaryota, Metazoa, Arthropoda, Branchiopoda, Diplostraca, Daphniidae. The record is from RefSeq and is a predicted model, not a curated record.